Armigeres subalbatus is the source of this 2866-nucleotide messenger RNA. RefSeq names its product lysophospholipid acyltransferase 6 (gene oys). The record is from RefSeq and is a predicted model, not a curated record. Gene Ontology annotation, molecular function: acyltransferase activity. Gene Ontology annotation, biological process: lipid modification. The transcript is spliced from 5 exons. Gene Ontology annotation, cellular component: membrane. NCBI's taxonomy places the organism in Eukaryota, Metazoa, Arthropoda, Insecta, Diptera, Culicidae. Bases 197 to 2191 code for a protein of 664 amino acids.
AAUAGCAUCGCGCUAGUGUUCGCUCUUGUACCAAAUGAAAAAAAAAAACAAUAAUUAAUCUGUGAUAAUUUACCUCAAAAUAACUGUGAUAGUUCCAUUCGAUAACGAUAAUGGUGCGCAUAAGUGGCAAUGAAUAAUAAUGGAUAAGCAUUGAAGCCCUGUAACGAUAGAAGAAAUCAGUGUUUCAAGGCGCAUAAUGGAUUAUUUGAUGGAUAUCCUCCACAAGGCUCGUGGCUAUCUGGUUGACAUUGGAGCGAUUAAAUAUGUCAACUUUCUUAUCACACAAUUCCUGGCACUGAUCCUUGCAUCAGUCUUCCGUUCCUAUUUGCACCCGUCGAAGGUGACGGCCAGCACCCGACAUGCCAUCGGACUAGUCAUCGGGCUGUUUUUUGGCUACUUUUGUUUCGGCCAGCAGGCCAUCCACAUCGCGGGACUUCCAGCUGUUUGCUAUGUCGUCAUACGCACACAAAAUCCACAGAUCGUACAACGACUCGUUAUGGUGGUCGCAUUGGCAUACCUGUCAUGCAUCCACCUGCACCGGCAGUACUAUGACUACGGUUCGUACUCGCUGGACAUUACCGGACCGUUGAUGAUCAUCACCCAGAAGGUGACCAGCUUGGCGUUCUGCAUUCAUGAUGGCUUUACACGCGAUAUGAAAGAUCUCUCUCGCAGUCAGCAGGAGCACGCAAUCAAGAAGCUUCCUUCGGCGCUGGAGUUUUUCUCCUAUACGCUGCACUUCCAGGGCCUGAUGGCAGGCCCAUUGGUCUUCUACAAAGACUAUAUCGACUUCAUCGAGGGCUACCACAUCCUGAAGCAGACGGCAGUUUCCAAAGCAAAAUAUGAUAUCGAAAAAGAAAUUGUCCACGAACCAUCACCGGUGAAAGCGGUAGUAAAGAAAGUGAUUGCCAGUUUAGUUUGUGCGCUGAUCUUCGUGAAAUUUGCGACUAUAUAUCCUAUCAAGGCCAUGAAAGAUGACGGCUUUAUGGCAACCUCCGGCUUCUUUAGUUCGUUCUGGUACAUGAUGAUGACCACCACGGCCGUUCGUUUCAAGUAUUAUUUCGCCUGGCUGAUGGCCGACGCCAUCUGCAACAACUCCGGGCUCGGAUUUAAUGGUUAUGAAAAGGACGGCGUGACGCCACGUUGGGACAUGUUGUCCAAUAUCGACGUGUGGGCGUUUGAGUUCGGAACCAACUUCCGCAACUGUAUUAACACCUGGAAUACCGGUACGAACCGGUGGCUACGAAUGGUGGUUUUUGAGCGCGUUCCAAAACGGUAUGGUACGGUGCUAACGUUUGGAUUGAGUGCCCUAUGGCACGGAUUUUACCCCGGAUACUACAUGACAUUUGCCACGGGAGCGUUCAUAGUGAUGGCGGCACGAGUCGCACGGAAGUUAUUCCGUGAACCCUUCCAGGAUACGGCAUUUAAAAGGAUAUUUUACGACAUUCUGACCUGUCUCGUAACGCGUGUUUUCAUGGGGUACGCCACAUUUCCAUUCGUUUUGCUCGAGUUUAAGGCUAGUCUUCGUAUGUACCUGAAUGUUUUCAUGUGCCUUCAUCUAGUCGCUAUGAUCGCUGUAUUUAUUUUAACAAAAUUUGUACCACGCGGUGAGCGGAAACGUUCUCCUGUUGCCACAACCAUCAGCGCUACAUCCGGCACUGCUACGUCGCAUGACUCAGUCAUCGAACCCGCAUGCCUACCACCGUCGACAAAGUCUGGCGCUGGUGAGAAUGGUUGGCAGAAACUUACCGCCACAGCCGAUAGAAACGGAACCACCGCUAAUGGCAGUGCUACUGCAGCCGCCGUCUCCGUCAACGGUCACUCUGAAAUGAACGAACAACAUCAAACUGUAGCAACUAGUAAGACUGAGAGGGAAAGUGAUAAUCUAUCAAAUAUAAUCAAGGAAAAGAUCGAACAAGAAACGCGCAACAUCGAAGAGCUGAUCGACAAAACCGUUACCGGAAUCGUCGAACUGAAGGACGACCUGAUGCGUAUGAACGAGAACAACGAGAUAUUCAUCUCGGCCGAAACACUCCGCAAACGCCAGCAGAACAAGGCCGAGAUUCACAGUGGCGCGGAUCACACCGGAGGAGGAGUGGACGCCUUUCUCAAGAAGGAGAUUGACGCACUCAAUGCAGCUGUUCAGCAGGUAAACGUAUUACCGGCUGUUCUUAGUAAUGGCCAUGCCAAAUAAUAUUCUUCCAGCCAUCGGCAUCACCAAGUCGAGUUGGAGCAUGUUUAACUUUACCACUAAGAUUUUUGAACAUCGAUUUGCGGUGUUUCAGAUUCGCGCAAAAUAAAAACCCAGAAUCCAGAGAUCGCACGAACAAAAACGAUUUCUUUAUAUUUUUCAAACGGAGGUAAUUUUUCCUCUCUUCCUUUUUAUCAUAAAGAUUUAACAAAUCGCUAGUGAAGUACACAACCACACAAAUACACAAAUACAUACAAACUAAGAAGCAAACCUAAUUCAAGUGAGUAACUUCAAUAAGUGUGCGCAUUAAGAUUAUAAUGAUAAUGGUAACUAGAUAUUUCCAACAAAAAAAAAACAAACGUUAUAAAAGUACUAAACAAUUCUUGCAAAAACCAGAAACUAAAUAAAACACAAACACAUGCUCGAUGGGGAAAGAGGUCACAUGUAGAACGACGGCAUAUGGCACAACAGCUGAAAGGAAUGUGUAAUUUGAACUUAUCAAACCAAAACGGAUUUUAAUUGAUAUGAACCAUAACAUGACGCGACUUGAGAAUGGAAAUUAGCGAUACUCGCCACUGCAAAAAAAAAUCACACAAAGAACUCAAUACAAAUUACUGUUGUACCGGGAGAUUAAAAUAACAAGUGGAAUAAAACACUUACGUGACUAAGCGAGAGAAA